CGUGCGCCGUUUCGAGCUCCUCUCUGGACCCGGGCUGAGGAGAAAUACCGUGCUUUUUGAACGAUUUUAACGAAGUAAGGAGUUCGUUUUAACACGUUUCUGAGGCUGAACAGAUUUGAAUGGUUAACAUCAGCGGCUGUUAUCAUCUACUCUGCUGUAUCUGAGGCGACGCGGCAUUCCUGUGGACUUUCUGAGGCGACGACGCGCUUUACUUCGGAGAAGGAUGCUGGGGGAGCUCUGCUUGACUGCGCUCCAAUCUCUCCUGGCUGUGUGUCUGCUCUUCACCCUGGAACAUGGCAUGGUGAGCUGUGAUACUGUGGUGAACAUGCGUAAGGUGACUCACCAGCGGGUUCAGGAGCCUCUGUCAGGUACGGCCCUCCUGCCGUGUGUUUUCACCCUGCGCCCGAGUCCUUCGAACGAACCCCCUCGCAUCAAGUGGACCAAACUGUGGGGUCAACGCGGCCCGGAUGGCCUACAGAAGCAGCAGUCGAUUCUGGUGGCUAAAGACAAUAUAAUCAAGGUGAAGAAAGCCUUCCAGGGCCGCGUGACCUUGCCGGGAUACCCGGAGAAUCGCUACAACGCCAGCCUGGUGCUGACAGGCCUGCGAUCCAGCGACUCUGGGAUGUACCGCUGUGAGGUCGUGGUCGGCAUUAACGACGAACAAGAUACAGUGCCCCUUCAGGUCACGGGAGUGGUCUUUCACUACCGUGCGCCUCACGACCGCUACGCGCUGUCCUUCACUGAUGCCAAAAGAGUUUGUCUGGAGAACUCUGCCAAUAUUGCCACACCAGCCCAGCUGCAGGCCACUUUUGAUGACGGCUACGACAACUGCGAUGCCGGCUGGCUGUCGGACCAGACUGUGAGGUAUCCCAUCCAGUCGCCUCGGCCCGGCUGCUUUGGCGACAGGGAGGACUCACCUGGCGUGAGGAACUACGGCAGCCGAGACCCCGUCGAGAUGUUCGAUGUGUACUGCUUUGCCACCGGCCUGCAAGGUGAAGUGUUUCACACCAGCGUGCCGGAGAAGUUGAGCCUGGUAUCUGCUUCCACUCACUGCCACACUCUGGGAGCUCAGCUGGCCACGGUUGGGCAGCUCUACCUGGCCUGGCAGGGUGGCCUCGACCGCUGCGACCCCGGCUGGCUGGCUGACGGCAGCGUGCGUUACCCUAUCAACCUGCCCCGGCGUAACUGCGGAGGAGAUGAACCAGGAGUACGGACCGUUUACCACAACCCCAACCGCACCGGGUUCCCAGACACUAGUGACCUUUUUGACGCCUACUGCUAUCAAGAGAAGAAUUUCGAAGAGCAGGGGGUGAUACUCCACAAAACCCUAGAAAACUCCAAUUUGAACUCUUCAAGCGAAGAAGAGGUGCCGCUCCAAAGAAACGGAGCCUUCCCUGAACCUUCAACUUGGACCGGUCUGGUCGAUCUCGAGAAAGAAGACUUCAAGUCCAUCAUAAACAACGAAUCUUCUGAAAUCUCAGAGGAGCAUGUUGUAAUCCAUCUUGGACCUGAAGAAAGGUCUGUAGAAUGGGAAGACGAUGCUGUGGAGAAGCAGGAGAACCUUAACCUUCAAGGGGGUUCGGCGAAAGAGGAGACUGAUGAUUCAGAUGGUCCCGAUGUGUCUCCUGACCCGUCUUCAACCACGCCAUCUUCCUCUACGCAAGCUCAGACCAGCAACAGCGUCAUUUCCAACUUUGUGAACACAAUAAUGAAGCCAUUUAGGUACUGGACCGGGACUGGGGAACCUGCGAUACUGGCCACAGAGUCCAGCCUCUACAGAGGAACCUCAGAAAUGGUCCCACCUGCCAGGACGAAGCCAAGUAGAGAGAAAACAAGCAAAGUUGGUGCUGAUAACGCCAUCGUGGAACCUAAUAUCAAGGAAUAUUCAUACAAUCCCUCCUCGUCAGAUCCAGAAGAAGAACUCUUGGAACAGGAGAAAGAAGUGGUCUUGGUGGCUGUACAGCAGGAGAUAAAGAGUCCAAGCAAUUCUUAUAUGGAUCAUCCAUAUUCACAGACCUUCACAGACAGCUUCACUGGACCAACCAAAGGAGCUAUUAGAUCAGGAACGGCGGAUCCGACUCUUUCUUCGGCAUCUAAGAGCUUUGGUUCCAUGAGGAGCAGCCAACAAAUUUUGCCGCUAAAGUCCUUGAAAGUUGCCCCAAGCAAUAAUAGGCAUUUCAUAACUCAAACAAGCAGUCCCAUGGAAGCCAAAAGAGCCAGUUUGGAGAUCAUGACCAUUCCUGUUUUCAGCAACAACCCUGAGAACUUCUCCGGGGAAGGGAAAGACUUGAACGAGGAUGGUUACCCUAUUCCCAAAGGUCCUCUGUCACCGUUAUCUGCAGAGGAAGAAAAAGAUGGCGAAGGAAGUGGAGGGAAGGAGUUACCGUUCACCCUUGACCACCAAAUGAAUGGAUCCGAUGACCACGGUGUCCCGCUGGAGACCACUGUCAGAUGGCAGCUUAUGAGUCUCCAGACGACUCAACCUACUAGUGAACCCAAGCAUGAGAAACCAGCCGACACGGUUGAGGAAGCCAGGGGGGAAAUCAUGUACGUCCAUCGCCCCAUUGAAAAACACAAGAACAAUCCCUCGAAUAAAGUCAACAUGCCUUUUGUUAAACGGAAUCAAGACCUAGGGUUGACUAUUGCACCGGAAACACACACUUCCAACACACCUACCACACCAAGCCCUGGAGAUCCCAACGAGGACAAGCUAGCAAUUCAACCACCAACCGUAGGAAUCACUCCUUCCCAGCCUGGAGAAGAAACCACUACCGAAGACAUUUUGUGUACUCCAGAUCCAGCCGUUUCCAGCACGUGGUUACCUGUGGUUCAAGAGGAGGUAGAUACUCCACAACCACUGGUUCCUACCAUAAUAAUGACGCAAGCUGGGCCUACGGUUCUGCCGACUAGUCCAGGUCCAAAGGACACUUCCCAGCAGGCUGAGUCCAGGUCAGGAGGGUCGGAGUCUUUUGUGUUGGCUCAGGGCUGGAUAACAUCUGAAGCAGUUCCAACAGAGGAACCUUCAUCCCAGACCACAGGAAAGCCAGAGAAAGACACAACUGUGGCUGGGAGUGAAAACAGCCCCUCCAGAACUUCAGCAGAAGAUGAUCCCUGCCAGACCAACCCGUGCCUGCAUGGUGGGAGUUGUUUGACCGAGGGGGAGGGAUACAGUUGCCUGUGCCCUCAGGGCUAUUCGGGAGAGAGCUGCGAGAUCGAUAUUGAUGAUUGUCAGUCCAAUCCAUGUCAGAAUGGAGGCACCUGCAUUGAUGAGAUCAACUCUUUCGUAUGCCUGUGUCUGCCCAGCUAUGGUGGAGCAACCUGUGAGAAAGAUACUGAGGGUUGCGAGCACAACUGGAGGAAGUUUCACGGCCACUGCUACAGGUAUUUCACUCGCAGACACACGUGGGAAGACGCGGAGAAGGACUGCAGAGAGCACAGCGGUCACCUGGCCAGCAUGCAUUCCACACAAGAGCAGGACUUCAUUAAUGGACUUUGCCAUGAAAACACAUGGAUUGGUCUGAAUGACAGGAUGGUGGAAGACGACUUUCAGUGGACUGAUAACAUGGAUCUGCAAUAUGAGAACUGGAGGGAGAACCAGCCGGAUAAUUUCUUUGCGGGCGGAGAGGACUGCGUGGUGAUGAUCGCCCAUGAGAACGGCAAAUGGAACGAUGUGCCCUGCAACUACAACCUGCCCUACAUCUGCAAGAAAGGCACAGUACUAUGUGGAGCUCCGCCCACCGUGGACAACGCUUUCCUGAUUGGUCGGAAGCGUUCGCAUUAUGACAUACACUCUGUGGUGCGUUACCAGUGCAGUGACGGUUUCCUCCAGCGCCACAUUCCCACCAUCAAGUGUCGCGCCAACGGCAAAUGGGACCGGCCCAAGAUCAUCUGUACGAAGUCAAGGAGAUCUCACCGCUACAGACGCCACCACCACAAGUCCCACCACGAGCGCAGAAAGCACAAGAGGCACGGUUCAGGAGGUCAUCGAGGUCAACAGGAGGGUCACGGCCAUUUCUAACCAAAUAAUCCCCUCCUUUCCGCCAGCCUUUCACCUAAGCCUCCUUAUCUUUGAUAUCCGACGGCCUUUCACCUUUCCCCCUUCUCGUCUGGCUCAGUCUACCCCCAUUAUGAUAUGAGGGGCUCUGCUGGACCUCACAAGGACUAUAACAAUUUCACUUUUCCAUCUCUUUAUCUGUUAAUGUUACAUCUCAUUUUAGUGGAUCCAACAUGAGGAAAGUUCUUUCAUACCUUCAAUGUAGAAAACACUAGUUAACUGUUUAUGUAUUUUUACAUAAGCAUUAAUUGAGCGGGUGGGUUGGUACUACAUGUAAAUAUUGUAUUUCAUUUCAAAACGCGGGAUCAAAUCGAAACAGCCAGGAAAUGCUUGGGAUUGGUUAGCUUAUGCGGUAUUUCUUGACUGUUUUGACGUUGGUUUGCUCUUUGUAAGACAUUAACCUAAUUUAUACAGUAUUUCUGAGUAUUGGUGUGUUUUGAGUUGAGAGG
Molecule: messenger RNA, 4503 nt
Organism: Sinocyclocheilus anshuiensis
Lineage: Eukaryota; Metazoa; Chordata; Actinopteri; Cypriniformes; Cyprinidae
Product: neurocan core protein-like
Exons: 15
Coding region: 224-4018 (1264 amino acids)
Biological process (GO): skeletal system development; central nervous system development; glial cell differentiation
Cellular component (GO): perineuronal net; synapse
Molecular function (GO): hyaluronic acid binding; calcium ion binding
Source: RefSeq, a predicted model, not a curated record